Molecule: messenger RNA, 1371 nt
Organism: Mesorhabditis belari
Lineage: Eukaryota; Metazoa; Nematoda; Chromadorea; Rhabditida; Rhabditidae
Source: the annotation of a GenBank genome assembly
AUGAAUUGUCGUCAUUGUGGAGAGGUUAGACCUUUCAAAGAAAUCUUCCUAUGCAAAACUUGUGGGCACAAGUUGUGUGCCCCAUGUUUAGUGCAACCACAAGUGCACUACAAUCAUCAGAUUGUUUUGUGGGCGGAUUCGUUCAGAAAUUCUGAACACCUUCUUAAGAUUUACCUCGAUGAGCUCAAACACACGGAGCCACCCGAGUUUGACCAAGCCAUGAAGGACUUCAUGAGACCCCAACAAGAAGCAACGAUUCCUAACCAAGGCCUAUAUCAUGCUCAAGAUCAGACCGAGCAAGAAUAUCAUGAAGAUCUGGGAAUCGGGACGCUUCGAUCGCCACUUUGGAUCAUCUUGAAGUUCUUGCCGAAAGGAUCGCUAAAAUCGAAAGAGAUGGUGCGGUCGAUCUGUCUCAUUCUGGCCGCCUGUUGGAGAUCUUCAAAUCCCUCAACUGUCCCGUUUGCAAUGAACCCUAGACAGGAUCAUACCCCGACACAAACUCGUUGUUCUGAUCCUCAAGCUAUGUGCUUGAAGUGCUUCAAUGGACAAAAAGAAAUGGAAAUGGCAACACGAGUACAUCAGUGUGGGGGAUUCGAUUGUUUUCAACAUGACCCAACUUCUUCAUACGAUUUGAUGGAGUUCCUGUCGAAUGACGCUCUUGUGUUGAAAAAGAAGGGAUACGUGUUGGCAACUCAAGUAACAAUUCCCCAAUGUAUAGUUUGCCGCCAAGAAUAUUCCAUCGACGAUCCCCAAAAAGAACCAUUUGCCCUCCAUUGCGGGCACACUUUAUGCAAUGUAUGCUUCGAUCGAGUAAAUGGCCACACCAGAUCGAAUAAAUGUCCUCACUGCCAAGGCGAGGGCCUCAGUAUGCAAACAUCGUUUAACAAUCCAUUGAAAGCGUUUCUACGCGAAUUACCCUCAAAACAGGAGGAACUUUCUCAAAAAGAAGCAGCAGGAUACAAAAUUUGCAAUUAUUGUGGAGAUUGGGGACCUUUCGAGAAAAUGUAUCAAUGUAACGAUUGUGGGAAUAAAGUAUUGUGCUCCCUUUGCCUAGUGCGAAAGAAGCACUACACUCAUCAAUUCGUCGAAUUGUGGGUGGCUAAGGUUCGAUGUGUACCUACAUUACACUCAGAUUUGAUCAAAAAUUGUGAAGACUUUCAUAAGAGCAUCCUCGAUGAGAUCAAACACAUCGAAACACUCGAAUUCGGCCAAGCCAGGGAGGAGAAAAUCAAUGCUUUGUUGAAAACCGUUGCUCAAUUCAAGGAAAUCAAGGAGAAAUAUUUGGCCGAGUUCCGAUCAUGUAAAAAGGGAGUAGAGAAUCUCAACAAUGGAAUCAAGGGCAGCAGGAAGCGGAAAAGAAACGACGACGAG